AUGUUGCCUCCUAAAACAACGAAUGAUGGAUUUCCAACGCCUACCUCACUAUCGCAGUCAGAAACUGAAGAAAUGUUGAUAAAGCACAUUCCAGACGACACAUCGCAAAAGAAACCAACUCUCGACAAAAAGAUGCACAUGUCUUUCCUUGUUCGCAAUUUGGUCCAAGGAUUUCCAGAGAGGUAUAUUAGUCAGGAUGCAAGCCAACCGUGGCUACUGUUCUGGACUGUGCAAGCUUUCAGUGUACUACAGGUUGGACUCGAUCCGGGAAAUAAACAAAGAAUCAUUGAUAAAGUUCUCGCAUGGCAACAUCCUGAUGGUGGAUUUGGUGGGGGACCUGGUCAGGCUGCCCAUCUGCUGCCGACCUACGCUUCCGUAUGUAUAUUGGCAAUCGUCGGACGACCGGGUCCAGGUGGUGGAUGGGAUCAGAUUGACAGAGAAAAGAUGUACAAAUUCUUCAUGUCGCUCAAACUGAAGGAUGGCUCUUUUCUCGUGGCACACCAUUCCGAGGUCGAUGUUCGCGGGAUAUACUGUCUUCUGAUGGUAGCAACCUUUCUGGAUCUUCUUACUCCUGAGUUGGUGGAAGGUACAGCUUCGUUUGUGGCAUCUUGCCAGACUUACGAAGGUGGUUUCGCAUCAUCCUCACACCCAUCGUAUUCUCUCUCUGGGGACGUACUCCCGCCUCCAGCUGCGCGCCCGCCUCUUGGAGAAGCUCACGGUGGAUACACUUUCUGCGCUCUCGCAUCCUGGGUACUUUUGCAGCCUUACCUGGAGCUUUCACAAGAAAAGCCUACAAUCGACGUUUCUAACUUAUUAAGAUGGUUGGUCCACAUGCAAGGAACGUUCAUUGAACUUGGAGGUUUCAAAGGACGGACGAAUAAACUUGUUGACGGGUGUUACUCAUGGUGGUGUGGUGGUUCGUUUGCCCUCCUAGAAGCACUUGGAGUGGGUGGAAUCCAAAAUGCCAAUUCCGACGAGGUUCCAAUUGAUAGUGGAACGGGUGACGGUGUUUGGGAUGAUGUCGAUGAGGGAUUGUACAACCGUAUGGCUCUCCAAGAGUAUAUCAUUUACGCUGGUCAGCAUCCAACAGGUGGAUUGCGCGACAAACCACCCAAAAAUGCGGAUGCAUAUCAUACUCUAUAUUGCUUAUCGGGACUUUCGUCUGCCCAGCAUCACGUCUUCCCUUCGCAUCUAAGAAAAAAGCAAUUUUUGGAUUCCUGGAAAUCAUCAGAUUCCACUAAAGAUGAGCUACGGAAACGAUCGUUCGGCAGUAUUCUUUCCUGGAUUGAAGAAGAGGGUGCAUCUCACAUACUCGGUGGGACAGAAAACCGUUUGAACGCAACGCAUCCUUUGACGAAUCUUACCAUCACUCAUACUGAAGCCAUUACUGCGCAUUUCUACGAACAGGAUGUACCCGCUAAGCAACGAAGUGCUCCUACACCCACCCGUGCAGCAGCCGCCACAGCAUAG
This is a messenger RNA of Psilocybe cubensis, 1470 nucleotides long. RefSeq lists its product as uncharacterized. NCBI's taxonomy places the organism in Eukaryota, Fungi, Basidiomycota, Agaricomycetes, Agaricales, Agrocybaceae. Bases 1 to 1470 code for a protein of 489 amino acids. Gene Ontology annotation, biological process: protein farnesylation. Gene Ontology annotation, molecular function: protein farnesyltransferase activity. The transcript has 7 exons. Gene Ontology annotation, cellular component: protein farnesyltransferase complex. The record is from RefSeq and is a predicted model, not a curated record.